UUGGAGUACACGGAGGGGUAUUGCAGAGCUUCAUUCUUCUACUAGACGCAACAUUCACGAGCGGAUGCAAUAAACAGCAAGCAUGGGCCUUUCAGGAAGGAAAGUGAAGCAGCGAAUCUCCCACGACCCGAGGAACCUCUCAUGGGCGAACGAUGCAAACAAGUUUGGUUCUGCCUACCUCCAAAAGUUUGGCUGGGACUCCUCUUCCGGCCUCGGUCCGUCCGGUGAAGGACGUACCAAGCACAUCUCUGUAUACCAAAAGCUAGACAUGCUCGGUAUCGGCGCGGACCAUAAGAACAGCGCGGAUGGUACUGCAUGGAAGCAGGGGAGAGAUUUCGAGAAUUUGUUGCGCAAGCUGAACGCAAGUGCAGGGAACACUGAUGAGGUGACCGAGGUGGCCGGGGAGCAGAUGAAGGUGGAUGGGUUCGUGAGGCCCACGGCGCAGGCGGAGACUGCGUCCUUGGACAAGGAUGUAGAUGACCAGGCCGAAGGCGAGCAUUCAAAGCCGAAGAAGAGCAAGAAAAGGAAACAUGCAGAGGAGGAGGCUGAAGGAGAAAAGAGAAAGAGAAGGAGCAAGAAGCACAAGCCGGAGGAUGAGUCCUCGGGCCAGGAGCGUAAAUCACAGAAAAAGAGCAAGAAAUUCACCGCUGUCGAUGAACACUGUGUUGCCAACGCAUCUGGAUUAUCCUCAACGGCUAUUGCGGUCACCGCACAAGUCACCGAAACAACGACUGUUGUAUCACGCCCACACCGCGCCCAUCGCGCCCGACACAUCGCAUCAAAAGGCCUUGCCGCCAAGUCGGCCACGGCCAUAUCUGAGAUCCUCGGUAUCGCACCGUCCUUGUCGCUCACUACACCCUCUUUGACUACCUCGGCAUACUCUACGCCCAUUAUCGCUCUCGAAACGCCUGCCUCCGAGUCCGCCACACUAUCUACCGAGCUCAAGCUCCACGACCUCACGACCUCGAGCAAGAGCGUCAUGGACUAUUUCCGCGAGAAGCUCUCCGCGAAGAGCAACCAUGCUUCCGUACCCACGUCUGCAGAUGCGUCUGCCGUAGCAACCCCCGAUGCUUACGACGAUUAUGACGACCGUCCACGGGGAGGUCUAGGGGCUGCGAGAUCGCGGGUAGAAUACCGGACGAGUGAGGACUAUGACGACUGCCCUCGUGGUGGAUUAGGAGCAUCUAGGCUGUCUAGGACCGUUCAGUCACUGACUCUGGAGUCAACGGUAGCGGAGCGGUUUCACGUGGCUGUUCUAGAGCAGUGCGAAAAGAAGAAGUCCGCAGCUUCGGGUGAGAAUGACAAAGGCAAGAAGAAGGCCAAGAAGAGCAGGCACAAGGAGCAAUCUGCCGAGGAACCAAUGUCAGCUAUGCAACCGUUUGAAAAUGCGGAAGUUCAAACUAUCGAAGGCUCUCCCGAGCAGCCGAAGAAAAAGAAGAAGAAGGAGAAGGGGGAAGUAGAGGACGAACGGGCCCAAAUUGGCACCAGGAUGACCUUAGAUGCUGAGCCUGGAGCAGCUACGCAGCUGGAAAGCCAGAACGAUGGCGAUAUUGCGGAAAAAGAAGCAUCAGAGAACAAGAUGAAAAGGGCAAAGAAGGGGAAACGUAAGGACAAGCAGGAUUGAAGGCUCGAGUGGUUGCUGUAUCCACCGAGCACUGUAGGUUCUGUUGCCUAGCGGCUUUUUUUUUCCCUCCAGGGUGUUGUGAGCGACUCGCUGGAUCCUUUCUAACGGAUUACCAUGACACAGUGCUUAGCAUACCGGCGUGAUAUCCCUGACCGAGCCAUCCGGACUUCAUGUCGCCGCCGAGACAAAAUACCUCGUGAGCUCUUCAUUAUCCCCCUACUCAGCGUCGAUUCUGCUGUAAGCAGCUCGUGUGCCUACCGCGCUCAAGUUGUGAUCAGCUCAAUGGAGCAAGGAUCGCUGGCCUCAUGUUUUCCCGUGAAGUGACGGCGUGUUGGAGAAAGUUAUACACAUCUCCACAUUACGCCGAUGUGGACGGACCCGCUUUGCUUCCGUCCGGACGUAUGUGGAUCCGAAGUAACUGAAAACGGCUUAUUUGAA
Messenger RNA from Laetiporus sulphureus 93-53, 2062 nucleotides. RefSeq lists its product as uncharacterized. NCBI's taxonomy places the organism in Eukaryota, Fungi, Basidiomycota, Agaricomycetes, Polyporales, Laetiporaceae. The transcript has 3 exons. Gene Ontology annotation, molecular function: nucleic acid binding. The coding region runs from base 83 to 1624 and encodes 513 amino acids. The record is from RefSeq and is a predicted model, not a curated record.